AUGCUCGAAGAGGACCUGUACAUGGACCAUCCGAGGCCUGAAGGAAAGCGGGAGGUGAAGAGGUCGAGGUUUCUCGACCCUGACCAAGGAUGGACAGAGGGGCCCAGAAGAAAGAGAACAGUUCAGAUGCAGAGUCCGGAUGGCGUCCCUAACAAAGGGCGCGGAGGAGCCCUGCAAUGUGCUCUUUGUCGAUGCCAAGUGUUGCCUCAGCUCAUGAGUAAACACCUCGUAUCCUUCUACCACAGUAACAGAGUCCGCAGCGCCCCUGAAAUAGCCGGCCGUCUCGCCAUGGACCACAUGGGAGACAUCGUACGCCAGGCGCCCUUCCAGUGCGGCCCUUGCAGCUUCUACUGCAACACCAUGCAGACAUUCCUCUGGCACUGGGGCAGUAAGGCUCAUCAACUGAAGGACACUCAGAUCGAAGGCUACUACUGCUGCCCGAUUUGCAGAGUGGAAGUCGUCAGCAGCGCACAGAUGUAUCAGCAUUUGCUGAGCUCCAGACACAAAGAAAGCGUCGCCAUAAUCAACGGCUCAGUUCCCAUCGUAAUGCAGAAAAAGAGGAUCAUAGAAUGUGACGUGUGCCACAAGCUGUUUGGUCUCAACAUUAAACUCCGCCAUCACAGCAAGUCCACUGGCCAUCCUCAGACUAACAGUUCUGCUUCAGACAAACACCAGGAGAGAGAAGCGUGUCCCCAGUGUCCCAUGGUGACAUCCAGCAGACUGUCACUUCAGCGACAUCUCGCGGCGGCGCACAAGGAUGCAGAGGGGCAUUUCUUCUGCAGCGUAUGCGAUGUCAACUUCAAGACUGCAGCAGAAGCAAAAGCACACCGGUCUUCUACUGACCACAAAGACGUUAUGUUGGCGAAGCAAGGGGACGCUGAGUUGGCUAAAGUCUGCUGCCACUGCUAUGGUAUUUUUGCCGGCAUUAAUGAGCUUAAAAAGCACUUGAAAGAAGAACAUCCACAAAUGGCGUACAGGUGUAUCAAAUGUGGUGCCCGCUUCACUCUCAAGCAGGAGCUGGCCCGCCACGCUCAUGUUGGAUGUGGAGGAUUUGUCUCUCCGACAUCCCUCACUUCCCAAACUGCAGAAGCUGCUUCUGUAUCUGCCUUCCAAUGUACUAAAUGUGGCUUCUCCUCCGACUCUGAGGCGGAAUUCUUACUACAUACUGCUCUUCACGAGGGCCCCGUCCAAGAUGGAGACGUUCGGCGCUAUAAGGUGUUUCUGAAGAGUUCGCUACGGAAGCAUCUACACUCUCACACAGGCGAGCGUCCUUAUUCUUGUUUACUGUGCAACGCAGAAUUCUCAAGAAAGGAUGUUCUGGAGAACCACGUGUUGGGCGUUCACUGCCUCAAAAGGUCCGGAGACUCCUGGCAGCCUCAGUCUGAGCGGAAGAAGACCUUCAGUUGUGACGUGUGCGGCGCUGCCUUCUAUGACAAGUUAACCGAGCUCGCUGUCAACCGACAGUGUUUCAUUGUUUGUGCCAAAAAACUUCCACUCCAACCCCUAGCUGUGGUCAUCUUGUCAACCAGACCUAUAUACGCUAUAUACGCUCACUUUACAAUCAUGAUACACUUACUAUACACUCCAACUCCUAGCUGUGGUCAUCUUGUCAACUAG
Macrosteles quadrilineatus (aster leafhopper) is the source of this 1617-nucleotide messenger RNA. RefSeq names its product zinc finger protein 425-like. The transcript has 8 exons. Bases 1 to 1617 code for a protein of 538 amino acids. Gene Ontology annotation, biological process: regulation of transcription by RNA polymerase II. NCBI's taxonomy places the organism in Eukaryota, Metazoa, Arthropoda, Insecta, Hemiptera, Cicadellidae. Gene Ontology annotation, molecular function: DNA-binding transcription factor activity, RNA polymerase II-specific; zinc ion binding; RNA polymerase II transcription regulatory region sequence-specific DNA binding. Gene Ontology annotation, cellular component: nucleus. The record is from RefSeq and is a predicted model, not a curated record.